Messenger RNA from Xiphias gladius (swordfish), 1730 nucleotides. RefSeq names its product pyridoxamine 5'-phosphate oxidase (gene pnpo). Gene Ontology annotation, biological process: pyridoxine biosynthetic process; pyridoxal 5'-phosphate biosynthetic process. The coding region runs from base 96 to 929 and encodes 277 amino acids. Lineage: Eukaryota; Metazoa; Chordata; Actinopteri; Istiophoriformes; Xiphiidae. The transcript has 7 exons. Gene Ontology annotation, molecular function: pyridoxamine phosphate oxidase activity; FMN binding. The record is from RefSeq and is a predicted model, not a curated record.
CAACUUUCUGCCCGGUCGCAAAGACCCCCGCAGGUUUGCGUAAUGUUUUUACGUAAGGGAGGCUGCGGGGUUACGUCAGCGUCAGGGUGACAGGCAUGAGGCGCAUACUCAGUGCGAAUUUAUUGAGGUAUUUUAGCUUAUUUGGGAGCAAUCCUCCGUGUCGUGUCCCUCUGACGGCGGGUCAACAGGCCGCUUUUGCACCGCACCUCUGCAGGAAAUCGACGACUCGCGGCCCGAGCAUGGACCUGAGUGACAUGAGGAAGAAGUACAAAGGAGACGAGGAGUGCUUCGAGGAGAGCCAGCUCGUGUCUCUGGACCCAAUCAAGCAGUUCGGAAACUGGUUUGAUCAAGCCACGAAGUGCCCCGAAAUCGGAGAGGCCAACGCCAUGUGCAUCGCCACCGCCUCCAGUGACGGGCGCCCGUCCGCUCGCAUGGUCCUGCUGAAGGGUUACGGCAACGAAGGUUUCCGGUUCUUUACGAACUACGAGAGCAGAAAGGGUUCCGAGCUGGAGAACAAUCCAUACGCAUGCCUGGUCUUCUACUGGGAACCCCUGAACAGACAGAUUCGCAUUGAGGGCAACGUGGAGCGGAUCCCCUACCAGAGCUCCUGUGAAUACUUCCACUCCCGGCCGAAGAGCAGCCAGAUCGGGGCUGUUGUGAGUCGACAGAGCACUCCCGUUCCUAACAGAGAUUAUCUAAGGCAGAAAAAUGCAGAGCUGGAGACGAAGUACAAGGAAGCAGAGGUGCCCAUGCCUGACUACUGGGGCGGCUACAUCGUCAAGCCGUACCUGAUCGAGUUCUGGCAGGGCCAGACCAACCGGCUUCACGACCGCAUCGUCUUCACCAAACCCCGGGACGGAGAGUCUGAGCCGGGGGAGUUUCAGCACGCUGCAGAGGGAGGCUGGGUGUACCAGCGACUGUCUCCAUGAGAAGCACCCCAGCAGGGCCGUCGUAUGCAGGAAGGGACGGAAACGUCAUCUGGAAUAUGACCUUUUCAUUGAUUACAAAAAAAUCGCCAUCUUUACCUCGUGUUGUCUUUGAACCCGACCGUGACAAGUUCUUGACGUCAGCACACAUUUUCAGUGGUAGCCAUGGAUCCGAGCGGUGCCACGCAACCUGACUGCACUGUACAAGUUUACAUUUUCCGCGCAUUACGAAAUGAAAGGACUGCUGGGCGCUGUGUGGGAGGCGCAGCGACUGACACGGGAGAGCAAACUCCACGUGCUUUUGUUAAACAAUGAUCGACAGCGACGCUGGUUACUCAGCAGAGUCGGCGUCGACCUUUAGGACCGGGACACUAAACCAAUAUCUCUAAAAGCACAGUCUGUAACACUGCCUCUCCGCCUGCCGGCGGUUCUCCGACACGAUUGUUCUCCAUUGACGCUACUCCAUUCGGUCCAUUUUCAGUGUUGAAAUAACUGGUAACACCUUAUUUCAUAGGUUGGUAAUUUCCUAAUAGUCCCCAAGAACUAGUCAACUACAGGUGCAGUCGUACAAAGAAUCGAUCAAUUUAAAACCAAAUGCAUACACUCAGUGGCCGCUUUAUCAGGUACACCUGUACAAUCCCAGAGAGUCCGUUACACCUGCUCUGCUAAUGAAGUCUGCCUCCGUCAUGUGCACGGUUGUGUAGGCUUUCAAUUACAGGUUUUAUCACCGAGGUCACAGUCAGUGGGUUGUGCUGGGCUGCAUUAUAUUCAGAGGUGUCCCUAAUAUUUUGCCCCACGCACAUA